CCUCUCAAAUACCAAGGUCUCAAAGCGUGGGUUUUCCGUUUUCAAGCUUGUUUAGAGUUGAGAGAGAGAGGAUGGUGAUGGCGAUGCCUUGGGGACUGGCGGUGUACAUGAUGACCAUGGUCUGGGCUGUCUUGGAUGGCUGGAUCUCUUCCUGUUUGUUCGUCGCUGAUGAGAUCGCCACCGCUCUGCGGACCGGCGACAUUGGCCCCUUUCCCGUUGGAUGAGAUGCGCGAAAUCGGCUCCGAUAAACAUUCGGGAUCAGCUAAAUGAACAGAAAAAAAAAGUAAAAUUGCCGAACUAACAUGCUAAUUGUAUGUAAUUUGUGUGCUCUGUGUUGAAGUUUCUUGUGUUUGGGAUGAUGAAAAAUGCUUGACAGUUUGUUGAUCAUCUCUCUUGGAUAAUUCUAUCCUUCUUCCUUGUCUUCUCAAGUGAAGUGAUGAUGUUUAGAAUUAGGCUGCAAUGAGGAGUUGUUUUUCUUUUUUUCUUUUAGUUAAAUUUGUGUUUAUGUUUGUUGUGAAUGUAUAUGAAUGAAUGAACUGAAAAUGUUUAUAAACCUUGGGAAUUUGUGUUCCUUUCUGUUUGCA
Messenger RNA from Dioscorea cayenensis subsp. rotundata (Guinea yam), 584 nucleotides. RefSeq lists its product as uncharacterized. The record is from RefSeq and is a predicted model, not a curated record. Lineage: Eukaryota; Viridiplantae; Streptophyta; Magnoliopsida; Dioscoreales; Dioscoreaceae. The coding region runs from base 72 to 224 and encodes 50 amino acids. The transcript is spliced from 2 exons.